Molecule: messenger RNA, 1920 nt
Organism: Aureobasidium melanogenum CBS 110374
Lineage: Eukaryota; Fungi; Ascomycota; Dothideomycetes; Dothideales; Saccotheciaceae
Product: CLPTM1 domain protein
Exons: 2
Coding region: 1-1920 (639 amino acids)
Cellular component (GO): membrane; endomembrane system
Source: RefSeq, a predicted model, not a curated record
AUGUCUGCACCACAGCGACAAGCCGACCAGGGCUCUGACUGGGUGUCAACCGCAAAGUCGGUCGCCCAGACUGUUGGUAUCUUCAUGUUUGUCAAUUUCGCUAUCAAGCAAGUUACCGGAGGUGUUCAACAACAAAAGCAAGCCGAAAAUGCUCCUGUUCCCACCGUCGCCGCUGGCACCGGCCAACAGGCUCCUGGUUCCUCAUACAGUGCCAUUCCCAACAUGAUCAUGCCUCUAUGGCAGCAAAACACUUCCAUGGACAUCAACAUGUAUGUCUCGCCGUCCUUCGUAAUGCCCGCUCUCAGCCAUAUGCCUGCCGAAUCUCUGGUCCUUCAGGAGCGUAACUACCACUAUGGAGACUGGUCCGACAAGCGUCAAGUACAUACUACCAUCAAGAUCCCUCAGUCGGUGCAAGAGAAUGGAACACUCUGGGCCCAUAUCUAUAUCUCCCAGUCGGGAAGUGUCAUGGACCCAACUCUGCCCGGCUACGAUUCCUUCAAGGCUUACCGCGUUACUCGACCCCUGACAAACUACCUGGCCAAGAAGAAGGUUCACAAGACUCGCAACCUACUCGAUUCCUCUGACGCCGAAGAAGAAGUCGACGAAGAGCCUUCGGGUCCUGUCAUUUCGAACUUCUACCACCCCAACUUCACUCUAUCUAUCAUUCCCAAUGUCGGAACUCCUGUCUACGCCCAGAUGCACCCAGCAAUGCGCCAAUUCGUCUCCCUGGAAGCAACUGGUGCCCGUGACGAAUCUGGUCAGAACGGCUGGUACUACCCCGUGCUCUAUCUAAACACCUUCUGGCAGCUCCGUUCUCAGAUGACCGAGCUCAACUCGACCGUCAAGGAGAUGCCCCUCAACCUCGACCUGCAGACUGAUCCCAACUGGAAGUUCAGCGUCAUGGCAAGCAUGGACGAGGGUAUGAAGGAGAAUGCUAGGAAGAUCGCUCGUGGAGAGACUACCCCUGGGGGUGGUGACGGCAGUGAACUUGAGAUGAUCAAGGAGGUACUUCUCGAUACUAACAUGUACCUCCUCGGCCUCACUGGUUUCGUCAGUGUCUUGCAUAUGAUCUUUGAGAUGUUGGCAUUCAAGAACGAUGUGCAACAUUUCAGAAAAAAGAAAGACAACAUUGGAACCUCAGUUCGCACCAUCCUCGCCAAUGUCUUCAUGCAGAGUGUUAUUUUCCUGUACCUGAUGGACAACAACGAAAACACUUCCUGGAUGAUUCUGUUUGGUCAAGGUAUGGGCAUCGCUAUUGAGGCUUGGAAAGUCACAAAGGCUGUUGAUGUCCGUGUUCGUCCUGCUCCCGAAGGCUCCCUGAUCCCUUAUCGCGUUGUCUUUGAGGACAAGCACAAGCUUUCCGACGCCGAGAAAAAAACUCAAGAGUACGACGAGAUCGCUUUCCGCUACUUGUACAUGGUCGCAGUCCCGCUUCUUCUCGCCUAUGCUGGGUAUUCGCUCGUCUACGAGACUCACAAGAGCUGGUACAGCUUCAUCAUUGCCACUCUCGUUGGCUCUGUCUACGCAUAUGGUUUCCUCAUGAUGGUGCCCAGCUUGUAUAUCAAUUACCGCUUGAAGAGUGUUGCGCACAUGCCUGCAAGGGCAAUGACCUACAAGUUCCUCAACACCUUCAUUGAUGAUCUGUUCGCCUUCACCAUCAAGAUGCCCACACUCCACCGCCUGGCAACCCUGCGCGACGAUGUCAUUUUCUUCAUCUAUCUCUACCAAAUGUGGAGAUACAAGGUCGACCACACUCGUGUCAACGAGUUCGGUCAGGGCGGUGAUGACGAGGAGGUCGAGGAGAAGAAGGCCAACCAGCCCUUGAAGUCUGCACCUGAAGAGGAUGUAGCUCCUGUCAAGACCGAGGCCUCGACCUCUGGCGCUCAGAGCAAGGCUGGUGCUUCGAGAAAGAGAAAGUAG